CACCAAUCACAGAGGGGAUGUGAAAUGCAUUGUGGGUGUACCACUGAGGUUGUUGGGAGGUAGGCGGUAGCCACUAGCCAGCAGUGGACUAGCAGCAGAUGCCGAUAUGUCACUUCUCAGCCAAUGUGUGGUUAUUUGAAGCUCGUGAUAAAGACUAAUUAGCAGUACACAAUGGAUUCCCCUGAAGCAGAGGCUUCAGCCCACAGUGAAAGAAGGGAAGACACCACACCAAGCACUUCAAAUAUAUCAGGUCAGGGAGAAGAUGGACCAAAGCCAAAGAAGGCAUCUUUGAAGAGGACCACUGGUAAGCCUACAAAUGCAAAAGCCACAAAGCAUAAAAAGGCCAGAGUCUCCAGGUCUGCCCCGCUUGGCUACACUGUCCAUCAAGGGGAAGAUAUGCUUCUUGUCAUAUCCAGUUCUACUUCUCAGUACGAUGGUUCGGCCUGGAAUCCCCCAAAGAAGGGAAGCAAAAAGAAGAAGCUAACUAAAGGAAAAGGAAAAGCUAAUCAGAUUAAGAAAAAAAAGAAAGUCCGUGCCAAGCCUAAAGUGACACACAAUUCCGUUGCCGAGGAAAAAGAGGAAACUAAUGUGUUUGUGCCACAGAAAACAGCAGACCACAGAUGGGGUCAAAGUCUUCCUGAGGAGGUGCUAAUCAGUAUUUUUCAGAUGGUGGUCGUCCAAGAUGGAGCUGUACUAUUUCUAUGCAGGGUGGGAAGAGUGUGUCGUCUGUGGAACGCUGCUGCCUCCAGUCCGGUCCUGUGGCGUAAAGUGACUGUAGGUCACUGCUGGAUUGCACCCGGGAAAACCCAGCUGCCUAAAACUGAGAUGAAGAUUAAGGAGACGUUUAACUGGCUGGCACAGAACAGAUUCUCUCAGCUACGAGACUUCUCUCUCUGUCACUGGAAGAACAAUGUUACCUAUGCACUAGAGGUUGUGUCGCAGUUCUGCCCCCACCUUCGCUCCCUCAAGCUCUCCUACUGCACAGGCCUGGCUGCGACAGCCUUCCACAGCCUUGGUCUGCACAGCCGCUCUCUGCAGAGCAUGGAUCUCCAGUAUUCAGAGUUUCAGGUUGAGGGACUCCUGGAGUAUCUUGAAAAUCAUGGGAGCCAGAUCAAGCACAUUUUGUUCACUCAUGGAAUAAAGAAUGACAGACUUCUGACUGCCAUCACCAAGGGGAACUGUCCUGAUUUGGAGUUGUUGGAGGUCAACACAAAGCUCGACAGUAAAGAUUGUGAACUUCCCGUUUUCAUCCAGGCACUACAGAUUGCAUGCCCUAAACUCAAGACCUUCCGGAUGCUGAAUGUCAGACCUCUGCAUAAGACGAUGCGUAAUAGUGCAGAUUCAACAUUAGGCUUCCCUUUACUGGAGGAGCUGUGUAUCGCAACCACCUCUUAUUCCUACAUGACCGACAAAGAUUUGUGGGACAUCCUCUUUGGCUCCACCAGACUGCGGGUGUUGGACCUGCGAGGAUGUUCUCGAAUCACACCAUCCGGUCUCGCAACACUACCCUGCCUUGAGCUUGAGUGUCUGUUCUGGGGACAGUAUUUCAGCAGCAAUGUUGGGUUGUCAUCACCUAAGAAGGAGCUUCACAUGGUGACUCAGAAAUGGAGUCGAACGCUGCAACAGCUCGACAUCGCAAAUCAGCUCUUCACCGAGGACGACUUGGAGAUGGCGAUGAGUCACCUCGCUCAGGCCACAGAGGCAGACACCCUGCGUUCACUAAACCUGAGUGGGACCAGGAUCACACCACCUGCCCUCAGGCCUGUCAUCGGCCAAACGACUGCUCUUAGCUACCUCAACCUUUCAUCCUGCCGUUAUCUUCCAAGAGGAGUGAAGAGAAUUUACCGUGGCCAAGAAGACAUCCGCCGGCUGCUGGACAAAUUGGAGUAGUUGUCAUAUUGAUUCUGUUUCAAAAAGGCUAAUGUCUUAAAACGCACUUCUUUGUGGAUUUUUUUGUUCAAGGAAUGUGGACAACUUACCCACAGGUGCUUUUGUAAAUGUUGUUUUAUACGUACAAAACAGAACAGAGAGUUCAUGCAAAAAGCCUCCUUACUGUGCUAACAAGCACGGAUUUAGCAUUCAGUGAGAAAAACUGUUGCUGCUGUAUUUCUUAUUUUAUUUUUAAGAUUAUUCUUUGGGCAUUUCUGCUUCAUUGAUGAUGAAAGAGACUGGCAGGAAAGGCAGGGGAGAGAGAGGGGAUGACAUGUAGCAAAGUAUCCUGGACUGUACUUACACCUGGGCCACUGUGAUGAGGACUAUUACAAAAUAAGAGCCCUGUCUGCAUGUAGCGUAAGGGGUGACAUUUAUAUGAAUCACCUGAACUGUUAGCCUACAGGGUCAUAUUCAGUUGUGUCAUUUUUGCCUCUUUUUCAAAUAAAUCUUUUUACGCCAAGUCACAAUAAUAGCAGAGAAAAUAUUAUCAAGAAAUAUUUGAUAUUAAAAAUAAAUGUUAAACAUGUCA
Cottoperca gobio is the source of this 2461-nucleotide messenger RNA. RefSeq names its product F-box and leucine-rich repeat protein 6 (gene fbxl6). Gene Ontology annotation, cellular component: SCF ubiquitin ligase complex. The record is from RefSeq and is a predicted model, not a curated record. Gene Ontology annotation, biological process: SCF-dependent proteasomal ubiquitin-dependent protein catabolic process. Gene Ontology annotation, molecular function: protein binding. NCBI's taxonomy places the organism in Eukaryota, Metazoa, Chordata, Actinopteri, Perciformes, Bovichtidae. The transcript has 10 exons. The coding region runs from base 172 to 1890 and encodes 572 amino acids.